AUGGCCCUGUUAAACCCGACAUUCAUAUUCGGGGUCAUUGUGCUUGCCUACAUCGCUUCCUUCGUCGUAUUCGCCCUCCUACGCAUCGUCACUGGCCUGUCAAUCCAGCGCAUCGGUUAUUUCUCCCUGCGACGUUUAGCAUACACCCCCAAGGAUGGCAUCAAGAUCGAGAUACGGGGGCUUGGCCUCAACGUACACCGCCCGACUUUCUCGCAGCCUACAUGGCUGAGUAUUGUCGUUAGCGAACUCGCCGUGACGGUCGAUAUCAAGGCGCUCGAAGGCCACAAGGCCGGCACUGCGGUGGAGGAAGACGAUGGCGGUGCCGGUCAAGACGACUGCAAGUCUGAAGAGAAGGACAAGCCCAUAUUCCCUCCGAAGCGAAGAACCACGCUUCCCCGUCGCGCCACCUUUGGCGCCGCACGAAGCGAGACAUGGAAGCAGCUGAUGAAGACAAAGGAGAAGAUCAAGAGACUUCACAGGAAUAUCCAUUGGCUGCGAUUGGUUGAUGUUGUGGCCACCGACUCGACAGUCAAUAUCGUCGACGUGGGCAAGAUACAAUGCGGCAGCUUCACCGUUGCAGUCGACACGCGGCGCAAGAUGGUCGAUCGCGCCCGCUUCUUUUUCCAGACCAGGGCCGAGAAGAACAGACAAAAACAACAGGCCGAAUGGAUCGUCACACUGCGCAGUGUACUAUUCACCGCACAGGGCGGCGAGGCAUCUGAGAUUCUCGACAACGCUGUCCUCAACGUUCAUGGGUUCCUUUACGAACAGCUGGACGGCCUUCGGGAUGCCACAAUCGCCCUCAAGCUUGGCCGCGUCCACGUACCAUACGACGAUGUGCAAAUCUCCAUGGAGCGCUUUCAAACGCAAAAGCGCCUGUACUCAAAGGACUAUCACACAGUGGAGGCAUUCGAUCUCUCCGUCGACAAUGUCAUUCAGGAGCUCGACGAACCCGGCAGUACAGAUCAGGACAUUAUGCAAACCGUAUCAGAUUCGAAGGAGUUCGUGAGCUCCAUCUUGAGAGGUGUGAAGGAGGUCCAAUUUGCAGUUAGUCUUGUCGGAGUGAGCAAAAAGGUCAUGACGGUCAAGGCGUCCGGCGCACCGCUUCUGCUCAACUUUUCCAUGAAGGAGGUGGGUAUAGAUCUGCAUCGUUUAGAUCCAAAGUCGCCAGCCCAUCGCAUGUACUUCCCAUCCAAGGAUCUCGCACACGAAGCAUUGGCUGCUGCUCUGUCUAUAUCAAUUGGGCUGGAUGAUGGGCACGGCAAACCAGAACGGUUGGUCUAUAUACCAAUGGCCACCACGACAGUCAGGACUACUUUACCCUCCAAGACGGUAGAGCUUUCAGACCACGUGAGCGCCGAUGAGAGGAACGCCAAUAUUCUUUUCGCCAAUAGUGUCGUGACUUCGCCAUCGGUUGAUCUCGAUCCCAAGCAUCUUCCCAUUCUCGUUGCUCUGCUUCGACCGCAGCCCAAGGCACCGAAAGCGCAAGUACAACAACGCCACAAGUUGAUAUCGCGACUCUUGCCAAAAGCAAACAUCAAAUUCACCAUGCACGAGCCUGUCUUUCGUGUUGCUCUACCUCCAGUACAAAAGACAGAUGAUCCGGAUGAUUUUGACCUCAUCAUCUCGUCCAUAUCGUCGAUAUCGUUGGAUGUGGAGUCUUUCCAUUCGACCGUCGAAGAUAUGCAUUAUUCGCUCGUUUCACAAGCACGGGUGCAGACGCACAAUCUCUACUACCAGACUGCGCAAGGAGGGAGGUUUGAUCUUGUCGACACGGAGUUUUUUGACUUGAAAGUGACGCUGGGAGCUAAUCCUGACGUGCAUGUCAUGGCGAAUGGGCAUCUUCAGUCCUUGGCUGUGCAUAUGGUGCGCCCUGAGAUCGCGACCGGUGUACGCCAGAUCAUUCGACAGCUCCGUCUCGAUGUCGAGCCUGAUAAGCGUGCUCGAUCGAGAACGCCAAAAACACAAGGUGGACUCCGAGGACUGCCAUCAUGGCUUUUACACUUUCAGCUAUCAGUUGAUGAUUUUAGUGUUGAAGUCGCUGGCGUUGAUGACGAUUUCCCCAAUCACACCCGGGGACUUGCACUACAGAUCGAUUCGUGGUCUGCAGAAUAUCGUGCUCAACGCAUGGACCAACAUUUACGGCAGCGUCCCGCGUCUAGAAGGCGAGCUGCAAGCCGAGCAGUGAUACCUGACCCUGAAGUAUUCAAGGCAGUGCCAUCUCCUUCUUCGCCCAAGAAGAAACUGCCUGAGCAUUACACCGAAGGCGAUGGGCGCAGAAUUGCUAUCCAUGUUCAUGGACUGGAGGCCUUCAUCAUUGAUGGUGAAGAGAAGUGGGAAGCUGACCCCUUUGUUCAUUUGCCUCGAUUCGAAGUCGCCCUGUCCACUUCCACUGACAAGCAAGGUCCCGUUCUGCAUGUCCACUCACAUAUGAAGACAUUGAUGCUUCAAUAUUCCCUAUAUCGGCACUAUGCAGUGGGUGUUGCAAUCAUGGUGCUGGGAAGAGCAUUCAUGAGAACGAAACGAGAGACAACCGACAUUAAAACCAAGCAGCAUGCGGCAAAUAGCCCUUCCAUUGACGAUCAUUUGGCACCCCCAAUUCUAUCGCCUGGCUCGCCCGCGGUGGAUCAAAUGAGCUACUCCAGUCGUCCAGUCAAGGAGCUUGUGACCAUUGAUGUCAAGGCGUCCAUGAUCCAGAUCAAGGCAGAUUUACCUUCCGAUCCCGCGGUCAUGAUCCAGAUAUGCAAUGUCGAAACUGGUCGCCAUAGGUGGUCUCCACCAUUCUUUCGUGCUAAACUUGUGCGCAUGUUUGCUGGCGCACCACGGAUGCAAGGUGUCUGGUCGAGGAUCGCCAGUGUUCAUUCCUUCCGAGUUGACUAUCGCGAAUCUCGAAAGUUCAGUGCCUUUGGCUUCCAUGAUGAUAAGAUGUUCGACAUCAACGCAGACGCGAUGCGGAUAGCUGUUCCGUACGAGCUGAUCAUACACAAGAUCUCGGACAGCUUCAUAAAUGUCAUCAAAGCCUCUGCCCAGCUUCACCACCGCUUCAAGACGGGCACAAAUGAGUACAUCCUUGAAAAGGGCCCCGAAGGUCCAAAGCACGUACCCAAGAUUUCUGUACGAACCCGACAUCUGCUGUUUGAGCUAGAGGAUGGAGCAUUUGAAUGGAAGUUGGGCAUGAUCUAUCGAGCUGGACGUGUAGAGCAGCUGCAGAGACUAGCCCGAGAAGAUGCAUAUCGUGUCAAGGUCAAAAAGAUCCAUGAGGAAGAGAUCCGCAAGGAGACUAACCGGCUACGCAACCGUUCAGUGAUGACUCGGGGUCGCACCAAAGAUAUGAAUGUGUCUUGGAAUCGAAGCAGGAGUGAGGAUGAGCGACCGCGGACCGCUAUGGACGGCCGGCCGCCAAUGGAUAAUCUUCGGGGCAGGAAUCGGCCGCGAUAUGACCCUGAUGGUUGCGUUGGGUUCAGCGGCAGCGCCCAUGUCACAAUUACAGAGGCGAGACAGCGACUGAACGAGCACAAUGCGCAGAGUUGGAGAAAACGUAUCGAUCGCCAUUACCAAAUGGCUAGGGAGAGCGCCACGGAGCUUCGUGGCUUGUUUUGGCCACCAGAUCACCUUCCGGACGAUGUGGAGGACCAUGAAAAGAUCCUCGAGGUUCCUCAGCGUCCGGCACUCAUGGGUGCCAUCAUUGAAGAUUUGCACUUCAUGAUUGACAAGCCAUCUUUCCCGAUAUCCAAACUGCCAGACUUUCUUCACGAUGUCGGAAAGGGGCAGCCCAAAGACAUGAAAUACUCUCUGCUCGUUCCGAUGAAUGUCCAGAUCAGCAUGAGUCAAGCUAGAUUGUCGCUGCGAGACUAUCCCUUGCCACUACUACACAUUCCGGCUCUCAAAUUGGGCCAGUCUUCACGCCUCCCUGCAAUGCACCUCAAGACUGACUUUGUGAUUGCGGAAGAAUAUCGCGGAGCAGAGUCAACAAGGAGAAUCAAGGUUCAGAUAACGCCACCAAGCGCCAAAGAACCAGGGCAACCAGCCGGAGGAAGCUUUGCGAUCGACGUCCGCCGCACGAUAGGACCCGUGAAGUCGUAUUCUGAUAUGCACAUUGACAUGAACACGGCCUAUCCCACCCGAAUCACUUGGGGUCCUUCAUAUCAGCCAGCGAUUCAAGACAUGAUGAUGGUGAUUGAGUCCUUUACCAAACCCCAAUUGGACCCCUCUGAGAGGGUUGGUUUCUGGGACAAGAUCAGACUCAACUUCCAUUCUCGUCUCCGGGUCGCUUGGAAAGGUGACGGAGAUGUUCAUCUUGCGCUCAAAGGUACAAGAGACCCAUACAACGUCACCGGUAAUGGUGCCGGAUUUUUGAUGUGUUGGCGCAAUGAUGUCCGCUGGAACAUCAAUGUUGAAGACGAGCCGAAGAGGUUCAUGACCGUCGACAGUGGUGAAUACGUACUUGCCAUUCCCGACUAUAGCCACCAGGAGCGUGAGGUGGCCCGGAGAAUGGGCGAGGGCGACAGUGUCGCAAGCGGCGAUAGCUACAGAUCUGGCGCGUUAUUCAAGAAAGUCGUCAUGAAGUUGUCUGGUAACGUGCAGUGGAUGGCCGGUCUUGUUUUUGAGAAGGCGAUCGGUGCCGACGGCCGCCGCAGUUUCGACUUCAAGCCACACUACGACGUUGUACUCAAAUCCCCUCACCACGCCAAACCAGAAGGAGGCCAACCCUACGAUGCUUUCAGGGGCUUCAGAAGUCAGCAUAUCCAUCUCUCUAUUGGCAUUAGUGCCCCAGUCGAUAUGGAUUGGAAAGCUGCGGAUCAGCAAGUCUCAAGGAGCUACAAUACUGUGCACUUGACACCACGCUUCUUUACUCACUUCUUUGCCUGGUGGUCGACAUUCGGUGGACCAAUGUCCCUCCCUGUUCGUCAAGGCUCUCUGUGGCCUGGCAGGGAGAAGAACAGCAAGAAGUUCGGCCGUCAUCUUGGAACAAUCAAGUAUAAUAUACUACUUGCACCACUCUUCAUGAGUCACAUCUACAAACACAAGGACGCCGAGGACUACUCAGAGAGCUCAGUAUCGGCCACAGGUAUCAAGGUCAGAUUUGACAGCUUCAUGCUUGACAUGCAUCAGCGCAGAGAGGAGUUCAGCACCACCGAUCGUGGUCGAGAUACGCAAAGCAGGACAACAGCCAUGAAGAUCCAUGCUGCACAAUUAGAUCUUGUAUCAGCAGAUGUGCGCGCUGUCUCUGCUAGCAUCAAAGGCACCACCACUGAAGCAAUCAAGAAAAACUCGCUCUCGACGCUCAUUGCGCAGGGCGAAGAAGAUGGCACCGACCUCUCGCACUUCACGAUUCCGGAUAAUGACUUCAGCUGGAUUGACAUGGACGAUUUCGUUGAACUCGACUGGAUUCUCCCAUCAGAACCCAACCCCGACACAAAGAUCCUUCCCCUUGCUUUUGCGCCAAGAGUCACCUACUUUAGGCAGACAGAUAUCGGUGACACCAUUGCUGGAGACCCAGACCGCACGAGUCCUUUUGGAAAUGAGCCCACGCACUUGUGCAUAAUGAGCCAAGAUGACAACCCCCGUGAGGUUCAGCAACAGCUCAUAGAGCAAAGACUUUCUCAACUUGACACGCAGAUUGACAACAAUGUCAGGCUCGUCGGAGAGAAAGAACUGCACUACAUCAGAGAAGGCAGCAACGAUCCGCAGCUGAAAGCCGAGUACGAGACUUUCAACAGGCACACUGAUGUCCUACAUGACAAGCGCACUUUCAUGCAGGGCAUGCUGAAGAAUGUGUCAAUGAACACUGCAUCAACUGAUGCCGACUCAUCCACCAGCGGUUCAUCCAAUAUCCCGGGGCUCUCCGAGGAUCCAUCUUCUUCUGGCGACGAAGCCCGAGGACCGACCGGAGCCGACUUUGCGAGCGAUUUCAAGAAUCGUUUUGUGAUUCACAAUAUGCAACUCAAGUGGAACAACCUGCUGCGCAACAUCAUUCUUCGCUACAGUCAUCAAGUGAGCCAACGCCGAGGUUUUGUGUACUACCUCUCUCGGCCCGCCGUCAAGUUCAUUCUCGACAUUGUUGAGGAGCAGGCCAAAGCAAAGGGCAAAGACAAGCCCGGGAGCACCGCCACCCCCGAUAAGGACGACCAAAGCGCGACACCCCAAUCCACUAACAGCCAAACCAAAGGAGUCGCGCAGGAUAUUGAACACCGCAUCAAGCAGAUCAUACAGGAUGGCCGCAAAUUUGUCGACGCAGGUGGUGAAAGCAUCCCUGGCGAGCCUUCGGCCAAUGUCAAGAUGGAUGAUCUCACUUCAGGCAUUGCUGAGGACUUUACGACCCAAAGCAGUUACCAUGUUCGACUGAUUGGUCCUCAAAUCCAACUGCAGAGCGACAGAAAUAAGAACAAUGCCGUGUUGAUCACCGCCAGGAGCAUGGAACUCAAGGUCGUCGAGGUGAUGGAAAAGGCACGACUCUCAGAUAUGGUCUCUGGUCUUGUCCAGCGGCGUUUUCUGGUCGGAAUGGACGGCACUCAGUUCUUUGUCACUCAUCAGAAGUGGUUCACCGGGCAGUAUCUCUCCAUGUACUCUGGCAAUACGUACGGCGCACCGAGCGGCUCAUCAUGGCCACCAUGGGUUCCAAUGGAGGUCAUGUUUGACUUUGAGUCGGAUCCAUUCGGUUUCAAGAGAGUUGUGCAGAAGACCUCAGCUUUGCUUCGAUACGACAAGUACAACACGCUCCGUCUCAAAUACAACGACGACAUUCACGACAGUGAGGGUGCAGACAAUGACUCAAACGAGAACGCAGAGAGCCGAAUGGACAACCUCUGGGUUGAGUUCCCUCAAGCCCGAGCGCUCUGUAACUCUUCACAGUACUAUGCAAUUUAUGUGAUAGUGCUGGACCUUUUGCUAUACAGUGAGCCGCUCGAGAAGACGAGAAGCGAACGACUGGAGAAGAUCAUGCUCGCGUCAGACUUUAGUGACCUGCGAGGCACUCCUGAAAUGGUCACCAAGUUGCAGGAGCGCAUCCGUCAGUUGCAAGAGAUCAAGACACACUUCCAGGUCCACUCGAAGUACCUCGACAAGAAGGGAUGGCACGAUCGUCUGCUACUCGAGCGUGACUUGGCGGCAUGCGAGGAUGAGCUCUUCUUUAUGAUGAAGGCCAUAACAACGUCCCAGCGCAAGUACGACACUGCAUCUCAGAGCAAUGCACUGCUGAGAUGGAGUAUCUCUGCUCGGGAGAUUGUAUGGCAUCUCAUCCGGGACAAUCAUGAGCCCUUGGUUGAGUUACAGCUCAGGGAUGUGGAGUACGACAGGACCGAUAACUCAGACGGCUCGCACAUCAAUCUUUUCCAGGUUGGCAAGGUACUAGGACUCAAUUUACUUCCAGACGCAAUGUAUCCGGAGAUGGUAGCUCCAUAUAUUAUUGACGACAAACUGAGCAUGAUGGAUUUCCAGAACCAACAGAUGGUACGGGUUUACUGGCACAUGCUCGAGGCCAUUGCGGGCAUUCCCGUCAUGGACCACUUCGAGGUCAAUUUAUUCCCACUCAAGAUUCAGCUAGAACGUGACGUCGGGAAGAAGCUUUUCGAGUACAUAUUCCCAGAGAUGGAAGAUGAAGAAAGCAAGAAUGAGCAUGAACAAGCAGACUCGCCGACCAUGAUGCGACAUGGCGGUAAUGACAAUGAUGAUGACUACCAAGACGAUUCGGGAAGCCUUCGCCUUGGCGGUUCUGUCAUUUCCGACAAGGACUCUGGUUUCAACACUAGAGCCGGCUCGCUUGAGCUCAGGCUUCGACCAACUCUGACCUCGGACGCUCAGACGCCAGAAACCACGCCGCAGAAGAGCAAGGCUCUCAGUGUCCACUCUGGUGACGGUGGCAGCGUUUUUCGUCUCUUCAACUCCAAGGCUAUCAGCAAAAAGCCUUCACACGAAUCGCUGCGGGCCAGUCAGAAUACGCCCCGUCCUGGCAUUGGCCGCUCAGCGACUAUUGCGUCCAAUACAUCAGCCGAGAAUAAGAAGUCAUCGCGAUUCGCUCUGAGCAAAUCUGGCAAACCAUCAGAGGACAAGCCAUCUGAUGACUUGAGCAUGAUGAUUGAUCGUGCCUCGCAGUACAUGACCUUUGCUUAUAUCAAGAUGCCAUCUGUAGUCUUGUGCCUGAGCUACAAAGGCAAGGGCGAUCGCAACAUUGAGGAUGUGCAUGACUUUGUCUUCCGUCUCCCCACCAUUGAGUACAGGAAUAAGACGUGGUCUAACCUGGAUCUCGCCUUGGCUCUGAAAUCCCGUGUCAUCAAAGCACUCAUUUCCCACACAGGCGCCAUCAUUGGAAACAAGUUCAGCAAGCAUCGUCCCUCGGGCAAGGAAAAGGAGCGGCUUCGGGAGAUUGCGACAAACAGCGUCCUUCUAGCGACACCACCGAUUGGCGCCAGUAGAGAGAACAGCGAUGACUCUUCAAGCAUGUUCGGAACGAGCCCAGUCGACUACUCGCGAAGUCCGCCGCGGAGUAUCACGGGCAGUCAAGGUAGUGGCAACGCGCUGCAACGAAGCACCUCGAGGAGUAGUGCCAAUGCUCUGCAGAGAAGUACCUCACGAAGCAGCAGCGUAGCGUCGAGCCGGCGCGGUAGUAGACCAAAUCCCACCUUGAAUACGUUUCAAGGGCACACCAAUGGUCAAGGCAAUGUGCCAACCUUCCUUAUGAUGACACCGCCUACACCACAGGACAACCCCAGGCCUUUGGCUACACUGGGACAUGAUCUGAGACCCAAGACUAGUUCAGGGGACUUUAGGCAGAAACCCAGCGCUGCAAGUACCUUGAGACCACUCAGCAGGGGCAGCGCCCUCGACAUUCCAGAGCCCAGGUUCGACCUGACCAGGCGCGCCACUGGCGCGCCGCCCAAUACUGGCAACACGGGCGGCCUCUCGGGACUCAAGGGCAAAUUCAGCGCAUUAACCCAUCGCCUCAAGGAUCGUGAGAGCAGCGCAUCAAGCAAGGCAUCCAGCGGCGGGGCCACUAGUGAAGAGAGUGGCUUGGCCCGAGAAGAGGAGAUGGAAAUAGACUUCGCCACCAAGCAGGCUACUGACGAGCCAGCAAAUAGAAAAUUUGGGUUUGGUGGUCGAUCCAAGACGGGAAUCUAA
Molecule: messenger RNA, 9114 nt
Organism: Pestalotiopsis fici W106-1
Lineage: Eukaryota; Fungi; Ascomycota; Sordariomycetes; Amphisphaeriales; Sporocadaceae
Exons: 1
Coding region: 1-9114 (3037 amino acids)
Source: RefSeq, a predicted model, not a curated record